UCACACACACAUACUCAUGCACAUGACAGUUCCCUUAUCUCUCAGAGCCAGUGCUUGUGUUUGAAAUAGGGACUUGUGUAUUGACCAGUUUUGGCUCGCUGCUCAUUUGGAAGAUUCCCUUCUUGACACACUUUAUUUCGUUGACAGUCUUUCACCACUCUGAACUUGUCGUCGUGCGAGUGGGAGUUUUUCUUCUUCUUUUUUUUUUUUUCUUGUGGUCGGUUGGUUUGUUUUCGCUCUGCUGUUUACUCAAUUAGGUAGAGGUGUGGUAGAGAGAGAGAGAAAGAGAUCUUGCAGCUGCUAGUGUACAGGUCUGGCGUUCUGCGUGUUGCUGAACAGGACAGAGAAGAUCCUCUCAGGCUGAGAGAGAGAGAGAGGUUGGCCUCAGCGUCUCUGUUGUGGGCAUAAACACAGUGUGACACGGCCAACCGAUCGACAGCACAGCCUCAUGGGAAAGUAGGGCCCCAGGACUUGUGAACAGAUGCCCUUACGCAUCCAGAGAAUCAGCGCAGGAGUUCAGAAGGGAGAAGAUCAUCCUUAUGCCAUGAUUCGAAAAGAAACCAAAAGAUAGAGACUCCUGCCGUAGGGCUCAGCUUUGAGAUCCAGGCGAUGUCGUUUCGCGAAGAUCUUCGCAAAGUGAGGAAGAAGGCAUCGUUCUGCGUCACUCACUGGACACAGCAGAACGGCUCCAGCAACACCUCCUCACACAGGAAGUCACGUCAGGAAGGAGGGAGCAUGAAGAAGACCAGGAGGCCAGUACAGAGGAGGAUGACCUGUCCGAGUCCUCACGAGAUCAGCCGGGCACUGCAGAGCCCCACCAUACCUGCGAGUGCCCGUGCUGCCAGUCUGGACGAGCUCAUUCAGCGCUGUCUGCACUGCUUCGACUCUGAAGGGAAGUUAAUCCGAGGCAUUCAGCUGGUCAAUAUGACUCUGAUGAUGCACAACUGGGUCGUGCCGUCACACACCUUCGCCCAUAAACUGCUCUCUCUCUACAAGGAUUGUCCUGUGGAGAAGAGAGCCCAGAGGAGGCCACAGAUCUGCCAGUUCAUCAGGCACUGGAUAGCUCAUUAUCCUCUGAUGUUUGAGACGGACCCUCUGUUGGAGGAGGUCAUGGGGGAUCUGUGUGCUCUGGUCAGGGCUGAAAAGGACUCCCACUGCCAGCUGAUUGAUACUCCAUACCCUAAUCCUCCUGCAGACAUCUGCUUGGCUCCUUCACCCUCAGUGAAGAAGAGGAAGGUGUCUCUACUGUUUGACCACAUGGAGGCUGAUGAGAUUGCAGAGCACCUCAGUUAUCUGGAGUUCAAAAACUUCUGCAGCGUUUCAUUCCUGGAUUACCGCAGCUACAUGGUGCACGGCUCUGUGAGGAAUAACCCUGCACUGGAACGCUCUGUAAUGUUGUGUAAUGGUGUCUCGCAGUGGGUCCAGCUCAUGAUCCUCAACAGACACACUCCACAGCAGAGGGCUGAAGUCUUCACAAAAUUCAUUCAUGUAGCACAGAAACUGAGGUCCCUGCAGAAUUUCAACACUCUGAUGGCAGUCAUAGGCGGUCUGUGUCACAGCUCCAUCUCCCGACUGAAAGAUACGGCCAGUCUACUCUCCUCUGACAUCACCAAGGCGCUGAGUGAGCUCACGGAGUUGCUCUCCUCCUACAGUAACUACACUAACUACAGACGAGUGUACAAUGAGUGCAACGGCUUUAAAGUGCCCAUCCUGGGUGUGCACCUUAAAGACCUUAUCUCUCUGAAUGAGGCACUGCCUGACUACCUGGAGGGCGACAAGAUCAACCUGGGAAAGCUACAGCACCUAUACAGCAACAUCAGCGAUCUGCUGGCCAUCCACAAGUGCAAGCCACCAUUCGAGGCCAACAAAGACCUGCUGCACCUGCUGACGCUUUCCCUGGACUUGUACUACACCGAGGAUGAGAUCUACGAGCUCUCCUAUGCCAAGGAACCCAAGAAUCCCAAAAUACAGCCUGUGACCCCAGUGAAGCCCCCUGUGGUCGCUGAAUGGGGGUCAGGUGUGGCUCCACGCCUCGACCCCGACACCAUCUCCAAACACGUCAAACAGAUGGUGGAUUCGAUCAUGAAGAAUUAUGAUCUGAACAUGGACGGCUACAUCUCUCUGGAGGACUUUGAGAAGAUAGCUGCUAAUUUUCCUUUCUCCUUCUGCACUCAUGACAGUGACAGGGAAGGAGAGAUUAGCAGAGAGGAGAUCACGUCCUAUUUCAUGCGAGGGAUGUCAGUAUGUGCUAAGCUGGGCUUCAACCUCCACAACCUGCACAACUUCCAUGAGAUGACGUACAAGAGGCCCACCUUCUGCGACACCUGCCGAGGAUUUCUAUGGGGAGUCAUAAAGCAAGGCUACCAUUGCAAAGACUGUGGGGUAAACUGUCAUAAGCACUGUAAAGAUCUGGUGGCGAUGGAGUGUAUGAAGUUCCAGGUUUCUGGAGGCUCCUGUCCCUGCACUCCAGGUCCAGGAUCCGGGAUAAGGACAAAGGGAAACAGCUGGAGUUCUGAGGAAGAAGCAUUUGUGUUUCCUCAUGGAAAUGGACCUGACCACUCCAAAAGUCACUCCACUCCACAGAGCAUCGCUGAGAACGCCUCGCUGUCGGACCGCUCCACUCAGACAGACCCGGGAGUGUGGACACCAGUGGCAAACCGCAGAGACCUGCACCAUUCCAAAACUCCAUCGCCCACUGAGAAGAGUGCCACACUGCCAGUCAGAAUGAGAGGUUCAUCUGCACCCAGCUCUUUCCUCCAGGAGAAAAUGGAGGAGCUCCAAUUAAACAAAGACAAACGCAAGGAGCCAGACUGAAUCCCAGUGCAUGGCCAAGACAGAAAAGACUGCGCCAACAUUUAGUAUUUGGAAACAGACUAUUUAAACACACUGAACACAUAUUUCAUUACAUGUAACAAAGAACUGAACUGUGCACACACCUUAAACAGAUGCAUUAAUGUUACGAAAACUUGAGUGGGACCAUUGUGAUUUCAGCUACACCUUCAGAGCCAUGUUGGACGAGAACAGAACCGAGAGAUAAUCACCAGCAUCUACUGCCAACAUAUAUGAAUAUUAAUAAACAUUUCUAGAGAAGCAUCCAAAGGUGGACUACCAGAGCACUGCUUUCACCACUACUGCCUGCGUGUAAGAGUUAAGGACCUUCCUAUGCACCUCUACACCACCCGCACGAUUAAACCACAGAAAAAAAAGGUGCUUACUGCCACAGCUGUGUUCAUGUGUACCAAAAAAGUUUGAUAUUUAGCCUUUCGUGUUCACACUGACGCGUGUUUUGUACUGUGAAUUACAUCAAGAUGUGUGGAGGAUAUCGUCUGUGCCUCGUAUCAUAGGAAUGUGAAUCGCUCUGACUUGCCAAAAGGCCAUGUCGGCUGGUGCUGUACUCCCAUAAUGCAUCACUGUGCCUUAUGCAAUGACCACUUUCACUCAGAGUAUGGAAGAAGGGUACUGAAUACACUGAUUGAGCCAAUGGGGAAUGCUGGAAACGAUCACUGUGGACUCAAUGUGAUUUUUUGAUCGUUCCUCUAACAACAUUCCACCGAAUGUAUGUUUCCGACUUGAAUGUCUGUCUUACUAAAUCCUGUACUUAGGCUGUAGAUGUUUAUUUAUUGAGAAUUUAUUAAUAUGAAUCUACAGUAUUUUUCACCUUACAGCACUGCCAGAUUACUGCCAUGACUGUUUAAAAAGAAAAAAAGAAAGAAAAAAAAA
Pangasianodon hypophthalmus (striped catfish) is the source of this 3720-nucleotide messenger RNA. RefSeq names its product RAS guanyl releasing protein 4 (gene rasgrp4). The transcript is spliced from 18 exons. The coding region runs from base 610 to 2814 and encodes 734 amino acids. NCBI's taxonomy places the organism in Eukaryota, Metazoa, Chordata, Actinopteri, Siluriformes, Pangasiidae. Gene Ontology annotation, cellular component: plasma membrane. Gene Ontology annotation, molecular function: calcium ion binding; guanyl-nucleotide exchange factor activity. The record is from RefSeq and is a predicted model, not a curated record. Gene Ontology annotation, biological process: Ras protein signal transduction; positive regulation of GTPase activity.